AUGGCUGGAAAAUAUGGAGUAAAUGUGGAAGGAAAAACCGAAGAGAGGAGUUGUAAUCUGAAAUCACUUGAAAUGGUUUUAAACGAAAACACAAGCCUUCGAAAAAGUGCAAGAGCACAAUUAUUGAUAGCUUCUGCGAUCUCGUUUCUUUCCGUCGUCAUUGGAGCCGCUUUCCUCAUUUUAGAAUCAUCUGAUAUCUCAGACACUAUGUUAAAUUCCAUGAUGGGGCUUUUAUACGGAGGUGUUUUUCUUUUAGGCGUACAAAGUCUCAUUUCCGAUUUGAGUUCAAAGAAUGUAGAUACAAAAGGAUUUAAAAACAAAUCUAAAAUUAGCGAUAACGUUAUUCUACUCUCUCUGGAAAAUUUUCAAGAUAAGGGCAGCAUUGCAAGUGUCACGAAAAUUAUUAAAGAACGAAGUAAAAAUUUUCGAACAUGGAGAGUUUGGUGUGCAGCCUGGACCAUCGUGCUUACUCUUAGUCUCAUGGUUCCUAUUUUUUCUUAUAUUUUCAUCGGUCGUUUUGCGUCAGACAUAGUGUCGUUUAAUAUUUCAGUAGAAUACAUCCUCAUUGGGAGCGGGAUUGGUGACGACAUUAACGCUCCCUUAAACGUAGUUUUUAAUGAGAUCAUGGAGGAAAAUAUUAAAGUUCGAUUAUUUAAAUGUGGACAUACGUUUACAAUCCUACGUAUCGUUCUAGAAAAGAACGAGAAACAUAAUAUUGAACGUAUUUUGCAUGGGUUAAAACCGAAUAAUCCAAGAGAUCCCGAACAUAUUCAUGAUAUAAUUGAUCCUGAUCUCUUGUAG
Molecule: messenger RNA, 801 nt
Organism: Acaulospora morrowiae
Lineage: Eukaryota; Fungi; Glomeromycota; Glomeromycetes; Diversisporales; Acaulosporaceae
Source: the annotation of a GenBank genome assembly